ACGACUUUUUUGGCCGAUAAGCACCUUCCACCCUCCUCGACCCGCCUUGAUUUCCAGGCCUGCUCCCCCCCCCUAGAAUGGCCAAUCGAGCCCCCGACACCGGCCUCCUGACGGUCAAAUCGAUCCUUUCCUCGUACCUUCCCGCUUCCGUCGAGCCCACCCUCCCUACAAACCUCCCCGGCAUCCUCGAAACCCUCAUUUCACAGCGUCCGCUCGCCUCUGAAGCGCGUGAUCAGGAAGAAUAUGCGGCUACGUUGCACAAAUGGACUACCAGACUUACUUCUUUGGUUCAGGCGAAGAGUGCUGGAGUUAGGUGGGCGGGUGUUUGCCUGAUCAAAGCUACAUUGGAGCAGAGUUGGGAUUGCGUACUCAGCCAUGGCGCGACUUGGUCGAGACUCUUGAUCGCUAUCCUUGGUCGACCUGAGCCGCCGGUGUUGCUUGAGCGGACGAUUGUUACGUUGAAGGCGUUGUUCAGGCUCACGAGGGGUAAGCCGGCGCUGAUCAGAGAUAUCACAACGCCUGCGUUGCCCGGCUAUUUCGCUUCGCUCGUUGCGUUGUGUUCGAACGAUUACUUGCUUCAGACCGGACUGGGCGCGUUGCAUGAGACGUUGACUGAGCAUCCUACGACUUUUCGUCCGUUUGCGGGAAAAUUGACAUCUGUAUGCCUUGCGAUUUUGGACGGCUCGAGACAGGCGUCGCCCAAGGUCGAGAUGACGGCCGCGAAGUGCUUCGCUUCUCUUUAUCUCUGUGCACCGAAGAAUGGGUCUGCGGAUGAGUGGAGGAAGGGCCUGUUGGCAGUCGUAGGUGAGGCGCAUGUAACGCUCGAUGCUCUUUUCCGAUUUGUGGAUGAGGAUCGGGAUGGGAUUACUAACCCGGGCGGAAUGGGUAUGCCUGAGUUGCCAACCGCUCACGCUUCUGCUGUUGUAGCUGGUGGCCGGCGCUUUGCUGUCUUGAUCAAGCUCUUGGAAGUUUUCUUGAGCUUGGGUAGAAAGAUGGAAGUUAGGGUCCCGGUCGGAGUCUUGGUCGACUUGUUCACUCGCGUCACCGACAUCAAGUUUAACGCCCUCCUCAAGCCCGCCACCGACAAGAACGAGCAAGGACUCUUGUUCUCUCACCUCCCCUCUCUCCACAUCGCUACUGUCAAAUUCGCACACACGCUCAUCCGCGUCCUCGCCCACAACUUCCUCCCUCACUUCGAUUCCUUCGUCACUCAAGCCUCCGGUCUUCUUCAGUCCACCACGAAUGAGGAACUCCGUCAGGCUAUCUACGAGGCAUUGGAUGCCUGCACCACCCUGUUCGGCGCUGGUACCUCGAACGCGAAAGUAUCGAACACACCCAUCACCGCAAUUCUCUCCGACCUCACCCGUCUCGCUCCGCCUUCCGCCCGUACCCCCGUCGAAGACGCCAUCGCCACUGCCGCUUCAGGCUCAAACACCAAGAACCCCCGCAAGCGAAAGGCACCCACCUCCGACGCCCCCGCCAAACUUUCCGGCGCGAUGGCCAGUUCGGAUGCUCUCACCAACCCCGCCGCGUUCCACCGUAUUCCUAGGACGAAGAUGCUCGAGGCUGCGUUGGGGUUGUUGAGGGUUUGUUUGGGACAGUGUAUGCCUCAAGCGAUCUCUCCGUCUUUGAGGUCGAGUAUUGAUCGGGUGUUGCUGGAGUUGAGCACAUCUACCACCGUCACUAUUCCAUCCAGCGUACGUGUUCUUUUGCACGAUGCGCUUGUUGCGUCUGUGCUUUCUCCGUCGUCUACACAGGCGGCUAUCCUUCCCCACGUCCUCCGCGUUCUCGACUCCGCAUCGCACUCCACAAACGCUGACCUCGCUCGCGCCAAGUUGGCUUGUGUCGAACAGCUUGACGCAGUCCUCCACACCCGUUUCCCACCUUUGAGAAAGGUCGAUCCGAACGGAAAGGCGACGGAAGGUGUGUUGAGCUUGAUGAGGGGACAGCAGGAUGAGGAAGCGGAAGAGAAUGGUGAGGAUGACUAUGAGAUGAGGGCCGCGCCCCCAGCUCCGGUUUGGAGUGGGAGUGUAAGCGCGGUUGUGGCUCCGCCUGUUGUGAUUGCGGCACCGGUUGUUCAGCAGCAGCAACCGUCGCAGCAGGCGUUUGGUGGUGGUGCGUCUUGGUCGACUGGAUUCUCGGCUUCUGCGCCUGUGGCAUCGGCACCGGCAGCUUCUGCUCCUACGCCUUUUGGUGGGUUUGGUGCGUCCAGUGCGGCCUCGGCUCCCGCGAUCACUAUGCCCACCACCCCUGCCGUCGAGGUUCCGCCUGUGAUCGAGACAGUUCCUGUUGCCCUCUCCCAACCUGCGUCAACAUUUGGAGUCGCUUACUCGCAGCAAAAGGAAGAGAAAAUGGAUGUCCAACAGACCGAGGGAGAGGGACGCGAUGAUGAGAUGCCGACGAUUGACAUGGGAGACGAUAGUGAUGAGGAUGACGAGUAGGACAAUCUUAUCUAAAUAAAGCAGAUAUAGACGUAAAAAAACAUAGGAAAUCCAGUCAUUCGUACAGUC
Molecule: messenger RNA, 2510 nt
Organism: Saitoella complicata NRRL Y-17804
Lineage: Eukaryota; Fungi; Ascomycota; Saitoellomycetes; Saitoellales; Saitoellaceae
Exons: 1
Coding region: 78-2441 (787 amino acids)
Biological process (GO): rRNA processing
Cellular component (GO): nucleus
Source: RefSeq, a predicted model, not a curated record